AUGCUUGAAUUGAGUCUAGGCUUUCUUUUUAGGGGAUUUAAUGCAAGUAAAUUCGUGACCUAUUUGUGUUUGCUAUUCUUCGUUCUUCUACUCUGUUUGAAGUUGGAUAAUAAGAUAGAAGUCGGCUACGCUAUUGUGUUUUUGCCUAUAUGGUUAUACAACUUAAUGGUAUUCACCGGAGCUAUUGUUGGUGUGAUUUCAUUCUUGGCACGGCCUCCUUCACCGAACGACAUAGCUUUACGUGUUGAUUUCACAGCUAUGCAAUUAACAACGGUCGGACAUACCUUUCUAUUCUUAUUUACACUUUUAACGUACUGUAAGUUGGAAUUGUCAGACAUUUUCCGUGACAGCUUAGAGUUGCACUGGAUAGUCGUCUUUUCUCCAUUGUUCACACUGUCAGUUGCUUCAAUAGGUCUCGUUGUAUGGGCAAUUCGUAGGGAUAAAUCAUUCGAGUUUGAACUGUUCUUCGCAAUAAAUAUAGUGCAGCUGUUCUUUCUUGCUUUCAAGUUGGACGACCUGGUGGACUGGUCUUGGGCAGUAGUCUUUAUUCCGCUAUGGGUGGUCCUGUCGUUGUCUGCAGUUGCCGUUCUGUAUGCCCUUGUGCUCUCGAUCGUCCUGGCUCGGGCACGUCACUUGGUGCCGUCGCACAGGCGUCGGCAUGUCACAUCAGCACUGUUCCAUGCUUGUCUUGUUGUUCCCGCUUUGAUUUGUAUGGUAUUGUUGACUGGAAAGCUGGACUCCUCAGAAUGGGGCGAUCAUGAUCCAACUUCCGACAUGCCUUUCACCGUAAGUUGCUUUACGAUAUCGUUCUGUUGGACCAUUAGGUUCUAUCCGUCUUUAUUUCAUGUGGUUUUUUCUCCUCUUCUCGUAUCUCUGCUCUGUCUUGUGUUGAUGUCAUGCGUACACGGUGGUGGAAACGUGUGGUGGUUUGGACUACGACAACCAUUUUGCACUGCUCUUCUCGACUCCUGUCCAUGCCUGAAGCAGUAUGCCAAUAUAAGUUACAAAGUGGUGCUACAUCGGGAGCGUACUAGCAAUGAGACUACUACUGGUCGUCGUGUUAUCUCUCCACAUCGUGAGGAACUUGAGAGACAUCCAGUUAAGCCGGUGGUACCAAUGUCUAAUCUUGAUAUGGUAGAUUAA
Molecule: messenger RNA, 1143 nt
Organism: Angiostrongylus costaricensis
Lineage: Eukaryota; Metazoa; Nematoda; Chromadorea; Rhabditida; Metastrongylidae
Source: the annotation of a GenBank genome assembly